AGUGGGGCUGUGAGGACGUGUUCGAAGAAGCCAGAACCUCAUCCGUGGCCUGCGGGGCCGGCGACAUGGACCCCCUGUACCAGCAAACGCACAAGCAGGUCCAUGAGAUCCAGUCUCGCAUGGGACGGCUGGAGACCGCAGACAAGCAGUCUGUGCACUUAGUAGAAAACGAAAUCCAAGCAAGCAUAGACCAGAUAUUCAGCCGUCUAGAACGCCUGGAGAUUUUGUCCAGCAAGGAGCCCCCUAACAAAAGGCAGAAUGCCAAACUUCGGGUUGACCAGUUAAAGUAUGAUGUCCAGCACCUGCAGACUGCUCUCAGAAACUUCCAGCAUCGGCGCCAUGCAAGGGAACAGCAGGAGAGGCAGCGAGAAGAGCUUCUGUCUCGAACCUUCACCACUAACGACUCUGACACCACCAUACCAAUGGACGACUCACUGCAGUUUAACUCCUCCCUCCAGAAAAUUCACCACGGCGUGGAUGACCUCAUUUUAGAUGGGCACAAUAUUUUAGAUGGACUGAGGAACCAGAGACUGACCUUGAAGGGCACUCAGAAGAAGAUCCUUGACAUUGCCAACAUGCUGGGCUUGUCCAACACAGUGAUGCGGCUCAUCGAGAAGCGGGCUUUCCAGGACAAGUACUUCAUGAUCGGCGGGCAAGGAUCCUGCCAAACAGCACUCUUGGGAGGAAGGUCUGCAAGGAGGAGCUGAGCCAUUUGGACUUGAACUCUGGGAGGCAGAAGUCCCUGCACCCAUCAUGCAUGGACUGAUAGGACAUUUUCGUGGUGUGCACCAGUGGGUUUCCACACUUGACAGCUGUUGGCUUUGAUGAACCCUCAUGCUGUACCUUCCGAGCCAGUUGUCUCUACUUUGGAAUAAAAAUUGCAGAGGUGGUUUGUAGGUCUUUACCGCAUGGGGCUGAACAGCAGCCAGUGUGUCUGGAGACCCAGGAGCACUGAUAAUGCCUGUUGUCACAUGACCACUUUUCCUCACACAUCUGCUUUCAGUGCCUGGUGAAGAUAGAUCUCCGUCUAACACUGAGUCUACACCGCCUCAGAGUGUAGAAACAGUCCAGGCCAGGGAAAGAGCACCCUCUAGUGGAGUCGGGGGUGACUUCUUAGGUCGAGCUGAUGGGAAGAACUUCAGUAGGCAUCCUCUGUGACCUUGUUGGGUGUGCCUAUUGUGAUUUAAAACAGGUGGGUUGCCAAGAGGAGCUUGGGAUCUCUUUCUUACGUGGACAUUUACUUCAGGAGUGACCACUGUAAGAAAAGCCAAACUUCGAGACCGAGUAUAGGGGGUCUGGAUUCUGUAGAAGACUUCACUGCGGUGUUCUGUUUACCCUUUGCCCUGGUGAUUUGAAUGGGUUUGAUUUGCGAAUUUGGGUUUACAACCAUUGUUUCUGAAGCACAUCAGCUGAAUAAAGUGGAGGUUUAUUUUAUUUAGAAAAUCA
Molecule: messenger RNA, 1446 nt
Organism: Saimiri boliviensis boliviensis (Bolivian squirrel monkey)
Lineage: Eukaryota; Metazoa; Chordata; Mammalia; Primates; Cebidae
Source: RefSeq, a predicted model, not a curated record